GGCUCGAAGUCAGAAUUCAGAUUCCAGAAUUUCUCGAACCAUCAAAAAGAGGAGCACACCGAAGCAUACGUAUUUUGUUGAAAAUACUGUAUGAACAAUCGAGGAAACGUAAAUUAUUCAGGAAUUGUCUUUAAUAGAUAUGAUAGAGAAUCUCGCAGCGAAAUUAUGUUCGCUUCUGUCGGAAAAUACCAACGCAGCCGAACAAUGGAAAUUACUUGGACAAGAAAAAGAUGGUUCGAUACUUAUUGGAUGGGUGGAAGAAUCAGAGAGGAACGAUAUAUGCACAUUGUGUACUGUAGUCGGUCGUUACGACCAGAUUGACAACAAAUUACAGAUAUUGCACCGCUUUUCGGAAAUAUUGAACAUUGUUCAAGCUACAGUCAAUCAAAAUCAUACUCUAAUGGGAUACGUGACGAAACAGAAAAAUUGCCUGAAGAUAUCAGAUCCUCUGGAAGAUCGCUCAGGGCAUGAAUUCUAUGGAGAAUUCUACAGAGUGUUCAUUGUAGAAUUAACUACUGAUGAUACCAAAGUACAUGAUCUGGAAAUAAAGAGAUCUGAACAAGUGCGAAUACAAUUUCUAUAUAGAGAAAAAGAGCAACUGGAUGUAGACAAAUUUCUAGUUCUGAUACAUCACGAAUGUAUUCUGACAUAUACUGCUCAAUUCGAUACAUCUAUAAGCCACUCAAGACCGAUAAAGGAAUUGAAAUCCGAAAUACUUGUAAAAACGUUUAUAUGGGCUCAAUGGGAUAUGAUUAAUCAAGUUCUUUACCAUAUACAUCAUCGACGAAUUCCUGCAAGCGUGGUCACUGAAAAUGAGGAUGAGAAUAAUUCCAGAUCUUCUAAACCAACCCUCAGUGGUCUUCAGUUCCACGACAACUUGCCUCAUGAAACAGUACUGAAUAUUCCAUUAAACUUACCGCUACUGUCACCGUCCUCUAGUUGCGGAACUUACGAAGAUGACGUGAUACCCCUGCGAGUCCACGAUUGUUCCCUAGAUCUUAUAGUGGUGUCGGACACCAAGGGAAUGGUCUGCGUUUGUCACUACUAUCUUUAUCGACCUGUACAACCGCCGCAGCAUGUACUUAACUCUUUGAAUGAAUCCAACACAGUACAUUUUGCAUACUCGGUGACGCUGUUGCAUCACAGUUGCGUGAUACAUUGUGUUAUACCAGGUAUAUCGUGGUCACGUGCCAAGCUGAUGAGGCCGACUUUCGCGAUUUAUGAGAACCAUCAUAUGAUCGUAUUCGUGCCAGGACUAUUCGCGCAUCUUCUCGAAAUCGGUGUGAACCACGAGCCUUGCUGUCACAUACUAUGCAGCCCACCACCAUCAAUUCCAUCUCGUGUCUCUUAUCUGGUGCCCUUACUCGAUUUAGAUAAUUCUAGUAAAGGAACAAGAAGGAAUUCUCAUAAUCCAGAUGGAAAGAAUUCAGAUGGAAAUAGUCUACUCGCAAAUAACACAAAUAUACUGACGAUAGAUUUGCCUACUUUAGACCUUGUACAGUUGACGAUUCCUUCAGAUUUUCUUAUUGAAGUAUUUCGCAAAGAGACUUCUGUGGAAGUCCGCUUGGGAAUACUUCAUUAUUUUCUCUGCCACAAAAACGACAUAGAAAUUAUCGCGGAGUUAAUGUCCAUUAUCGCAGAGAAGCCACGCUCAUUGGACAUUCCACGCUUUAUGCAGGAAAUUCUUAUAGGAAACUCUUAUGCUUUAGUGCAAAAAAAUCUUCUUGCGGAUACUAUUCCUUUAUUAUCUCUAUUGCCCGUUACUACUAUAGGUGAUUAUAUGACUUUCAAUAUAAAGAUGAAUGAUUUGGAGAUCACAUUGAGUCAUGAGAAACUCUGGAACACAUCAGUAAUGUUACUUUCACCGCAACAAAGACUCGUUCCUUAUCGUAGUGAUUUAUGGACUAGAUUGUGGGAUCAGUUGAGCAAAAAUGGUAGUGACAAACUGAGAUUCAAACCUAGUCAUAUUGCGGAAAAACUGCUAGUUUCUUUGGCUUGUUAUCAACCAGAAGCGUUAUCCAGAUGCAGUACUCCAAUGUCUCCAAGUGGAGGAUUUGUUGCAAUGCCGCUUGGAGAUUUCAUGGGUAAUCGAAACAUUAAGUUGGAUUCAGGCUUACCGUUUAACGAGACGGAAAGUUGCACCGCUUCGAAACAGGAGCACAUUGUGUCUGUUAAUUUGCGAGAGCUUUCGAUGUAUCUUUUAAAGAAUGGCACGCACACGUCAACCAUACACACGCGAGGUUCUUGUACCCCGUUACACGUUCAUGCCAUGGCCACGAGAUACGUGGCUGCGCAAUUAGAAGCGUCACGUAUAUUGUGUCAAAUACUUUGUAGAACAGCUGGUGUUGAUCCGAGAAUUGAGCAGGAACGUGGUUUUAGUCUCAUAGAUCAAUUGGACGAAGCAAGACGAUGGUUGUUGUUUAUGCUCUUACAGCGAUAUAGGUAUUCCAUAGAGAGCAUCGCUUUCCCUGCGCCACAGGGAUUCGCAUCGUUUUUUACUUAUCUUGGCUAUCGUACUCUUAAAUUCUCAAUGUUUCUGCAAUACAUUGAACGCUCAGUAUUUGAACUUCAAGUUGACGUCACUAAGAUUAUCUUAGCUGAUAUAAGCGAUACGAAAGAAAAUGUUGUUCAGAAAUUGAAGUUGUUGUCUUUAUUACCAAGAUCUCGCGCAAAGAGACUUUUGAAUCAAUGGUUGCAUCCAAUUAGUUUAAUGUUGCGAGCCAGAGAACAUGCUGCUAAUAUUCUGUGCGGCGAAAUAUCCCAGAGUCGAACCAGCAGUCGGACUUUACAACAUCGUAAUCAUCAUAACAGUUUAGCAGCAUUUCCUUCUGCAGAUCGUUUGUCACCAUUAGACACCUUUUUGGAUUUACUUACUGCAAAAGCUAGUCUUACAGAAUUGGAUUUCGGGCUAUUGAUAGAAGCGACAGUAACAUCUACAGAAGAUUUUCUCUAAUGGAAAUUGAGUUUAGCUUGUAAUCGAAAAAUAUCUCUUAAAUAGUCAAUUGAUUCAAUAAUUACUGAAUCAAUUAGAUGGCAAAUAUAUAAAGCGUUCCAUUGAGUAUGCGAUUGACUUAUAGCACAGUAAUCAAUGCUUGGAUUUUUGCCACUGGACCAACAAAUCAGAAAAUUUUAUAUUAAAUUAACGAAUUAGCGCAGGCAGA
Molecule: messenger RNA, 3161 nt
Organism: Atta colombica
Lineage: Eukaryota; Metazoa; Arthropoda; Insecta; Hymenoptera; Formicidae
Gene: pigeon
Product: protein pigeon
Exons: 10
Coding region: 140-2953 (937 amino acids)
Biological process (GO): positive regulation of amyloid-beta formation
Cellular component (GO): trans-Golgi network
Source: RefSeq, a predicted model, not a curated record